AUGGCUAUGUGCAACGUCAGUGUAAAGACUAGCCCAAUCAUGGACUAUAUGGAAAAUCAAUCUGGGUCUUAUGAGAAUGUUGGUUUUAUCCGUACAGAUCUGCACCACCAUAUUCAAGCCGAACGUAGAGCAGAAAUUGAGGAUGGUGAUGUGCAUGAAACAUUUAUAGAAGCGAUGGGAAAUAAAGCACCUCUGUCCAUACUGACAUAUGGGGAUAAAGCGAUGCGAGAGGCAAUCAGAAGUGUAUUUCCAGACGCAAGACAUCGAUUAUGUAAUUGGCAUCUUGGGAAAAAUGCUAUUUCAAAUGUUCACAAAAGUGGCUUCGCACAUGCUUUCAAGCAGUGCAUGGACAUGGAAACGGAUGAGGCAAAGCAUGGCUGGACGAAAAUGGUCGAAAAAUUUGGACUUCAAACCAACAGCUGGGCGUUGGAGACAUAUGAGAAGCGUCAUAUGUGGGCUGAGGCAUAUAUGCGUGGACAUUUCUUUGCUGGGAUGAAGAGCACUCAGCGCUCGAAGAGUAUGAGUGCUUAUUUCAAUCCCUUCCUCCAACACAAAUUGAAGCUAUAUGAAUUUGUUAGGCACUAUGAUCGGGCUCUUGCAAGGAUAAGAAUGUUCCGUGAUGAAAUCUUAGAAGAGGGGAAGUUGAAUGUCAAGGACGUGUUCCCUAUGCCGGAUGGUCAGAAAUGCUACUAUAUUCAUAAGUACAAGGUGAAGGAUAGAUCAUGGAUAGUAACACACAAUCCAGUGGAUGCUGCAAUGAGAUGUUCUUGCAUGAAGUUUGAGUCGUUAGGGCUACCUCGCUGUCACAUGAUAUGUGUUUUGAAAGCUGAAAAUUUAACGCAAAUUUUCCAAACUUGUGUGCUGCAUAGAUGGACAAGGACUGCAAGCAAGGAUGGCCAGCAAUGGCCUCAACUCUCAAUUGAUAGCACUACAACACAGACGGCCCGGUAUGAGAUAUUGAGUUCUUCCUACAAUGAAAUGUGUUUCUAUGCCUCGCAAUCAACAGAAGGUUUCAAAGAAGCUAGGGACGCAUGUCUUCUGAUGAUGAGCCGAAUGAAGGAGUUAUAUGAGAGGAAUCUAAACAAUGGGGAUGGAGACAAAGGGAAACAUUCAAUCCUACGACAAUUUGGAGUAAAAGAUCCUGAUCUUGUGAAGACAAAAGGAAACCCGAGGCGAGCCUCGUCCAGCUAUUGA
Molecule: messenger RNA, 1194 nt
Organism: Camellia sinensis
Lineage: Eukaryota; Viridiplantae; Streptophyta; Magnoliopsida; Ericales; Theaceae
Source: RefSeq, a predicted model, not a curated record